Molecule: messenger RNA, 7488 nt
Organism: Cercopithifilaria johnstoni
Lineage: Eukaryota; Metazoa; Nematoda; Chromadorea; Rhabditida; Onchocercidae
Source: the annotation of a GenBank genome assembly
AUGGAUUCAAGCAUUCGAGAAACAUCUGCACGAGCAAUAGCAACUGAUUUUCUUACUCGUUUAAGGAAGAAAGGAAGCGAUGAAGAUCGAUUUAAAGUUGCCAGACAACUUUAUAAUUAUAUAAAUGGAGAAUUACGUGAUAACAGUGAUCAAUUUACAGUUGAAUUUUUUGCAACAUUCGAUGCAAAAGUUGAUCAGAGUGCUAUACAUACGUUGAUGACAAGUUUGGACAAUGAUGAAAGAAAGGCAGGAAUAAUUUUGAUAGCAUGUUUGGUAGAAAAUGCUGGUGAUGAGACGAAACGUGUGCCACGUUUCGCAAAAUAUCUUCUGAAAGCAUUAGUGCAGGGCGAUGAAGCCGGCAUGAAACUUGUUGCCAGGGCAAUUGCUUAUUUGAUUCAGACAUCAAAGACAUUCGCUGCUGAACUGGUAGAAAAAUCCAUUAACCAGGUGUGUGAAUGGCUUGAAGAAUCUGAGCGACAUGAAUCACGUCGUCUUGCUGCAGUUUUUCUGGCGAGACAGUUGGCGUUAUAUACAUCAACAUCCUUCUUUCUACGUGCCUCUAAUUUCUUUUUCAAUAUUUUUAAAGUCAUCAGGGAUCCUAAGGCUACAGUACGAAUAGCAGCUACUAAGGCUUUGCACGCUGCUCUGACGGUUACAUCGCAACGUGAAGCACGUCAGAAAUCGGAAUGGUAUUGGCGCUGUUAUGAUGAAGCAAUGAAUUCAUUGAAAUUUGAUGGUUUGAAUCGAGACGAAAGACAACAUCCAAUGCUUUUGAUAUUGAAUGAACUACUCCGAAUUGGUAAUGCACCAGCUGAACGUCAACGUAUAUUGGCGCUCGGUCGCCAACCACAGCAGAAUGUUCAAACAGUAAUUGGAUCAAAUGCAAUAGAUUGGUUGACGGAGCGUACAUAUUCAGUUACCGUUGAUAGUCGAACUGCUAAUCAGCUUGUUGCUGAAAAAUUUGGUGAUAUAUAUCGUGUGUGCAAUCUCGCAUGUACUUCACGUUACGUUUGUUGCCAAACAACGUUGCUGGAAAUUUUCCCACGUCUUUCAUCAUUUGGAAAGACGCAAACGGUUGCUUCGAAUGAGACAAAUAUUUUCAAUGUUGAUAUAGCUUCAAUGUUCAAUCAUGCACUAAAUUUAACUGCAAAACAUUCACCUGCUUUCUUUACUCUUGGUCUUUUGGUACUUGAUCGGCCAACAGAAUUGCUUUUAAAAUUGCCUCGUCUUUUCGCUGUCAUACAAAUUCAGUUGCAGACUGCAACGUACAAGCACAAACCAGUAGAUGAAUAUGUUUUCUUGUGUUUGACAUUAAUUAUUCGAGCGUUGAAAGAAAAAGUAGAAUCCGAAAUUAAAACGCUACUGCCGAUUCUACUGUCAACAGGUUUAUCAAAAGGAUUAACGGACGUUGCUUAUGAAAUAAUGCAAUCCAUAUCUGGAUUGAAAACGGAGGCACAGGAUGGUUUAUUGAAAGAGCUUUGUCAGCUGUUAAUGAACCGCAAGUUACCUAGUAAACUUGAUCCACCUACGGAACCACCCAUGCCAGCUGGUCCUGUGAAUGUUACUAAUGUGGCACUUACAAAUCUCGCGUUAGCUACACUUGGUCGUUUCGAAUUUCAACGGCACGCUCUUCAAAUGUUCAUCAAUUAUAUAGCUCAUGGUUACUUGUCUUCUGAUUGCGCGGAAGUACGUUUAGCUGCAGUGGAUUGCUGUGCUAAAAUGUUGACACCCUUUGUUCGUGUAUUUGAAUCAUUUGAAUGCGCCAAUAAAAAACAGCGUUUCGAUGUCCUAAAUUUGAUCCAAUCUGUACUCCGACAACUUGUUAUGGUUGCUGUUGUUGAUCCGUCAGUGGAAGUACGCUUGAGAGUUUUACAAUGUUUUAAAGAUGGAGAUCCACUUCUGUUAUCACAUUUAGCACAAGCUGAUAUGCUUGACUCUAUUUUCAUGACUUUGCAUGAUGAAAAAUUGGAAGUGCAGGAGCAUGCAGUAGCUUUGCUUGGAAAACUGGGCAGUUUGAACCCUGCAUAUGUUUUACCCAGUUUACGUAAUGUUCUGUUAGAGACACUUACCCAGUUAACGAACAGUGGAGUGCCGAGACUCGAAGAACAUAGUGCUCGUGUAAUUGCACAGGUGGCUAAACAAUCUCCUAAAUUUGCAAAGCCAUAUAUGAAUCCAAUAUUGACAGCUUUGGUACCAAAAUUGAGCUCCGAAAUCAGUCAUGUGGAUGUGACUGUGCAGGUAUUGAAUGCUAUAAGUGAAUUGGCAGCUGCAGGUGGUGCUGAUUUGGUAUUUUCAGUAGAAACGCUAUUUCCUUCGUUGGUGCAGUUUUUGCAAGGCUCAAGCAGUUUAAGUCGCAGAGAAGCUGCUUUGCGUACGAUGGGACAGCUUUGCCAGAAUACUGCGUAUGUUGUUGAUCCAUAUAAGGAGCAUCCUGAAUUGCUUGAUGUUCUGCUGAGGCUGUUACGAACGGAAAUGAGUGUUUCAAUGCGUCGAAUGACCAUGCGGGUUUUGGGUAUUAUUGGAGCCUUAGAUCCAUAUACGCAUAAAGUUUUUACGGGAAAAGUUUCUUCUCAAAAGUCGAAUUCAUUAGCUCUAUCGUUACCAUCCACAUCAUCAUCUUCGGAUAUGCGAAAUGAUACCAUUCAGUGGUUUCACUAUGAAAAAUAUACAUUGACGGAACUCUAUCCGGCAUUUUCCAUUGCAAGUUUAAUGCAGAUGCUCAAAGACGAUGCACUCAGUCAUUUACAUCGUGAUAUCACCCAGGCAUUACUAACUAUAUUCGGCAGCCUUGGUCCCAGUUGUACACUCUACGUUAACAAGGUUAUACCUCGUCUGAUUGAAGUAAUUCAAACAGCUACUCGACCUGAUUUGAAGCAGUUUUACUUGCAACAGUUGGCUAAUUUUAUAGCGAUAGUUGGUGGUAGCAUGAAACCAUUCAUGUCAAAAUUGUUCAGCUUGGUCAGGGAAGCAUGGUCAGAAGAUGUAAGUAUGCGGCUUACUGUUGUCAAUGUCAUGCAGCAAAUAGGUGCAGCAUUUGGUGCAUCAUUUGCACCAUACAUUCCUGAAUUAUGUCCGUAUCUUCUAAGUAUCGUUCAGUCGGAUCGUACGAAGGAUAGAGCCAUCACGUGCGCUGUAUUCACAUGCGUUCAGUCAAUAUCAAUGUGUUUGGCACCACACAUUCAUCUUGUUUUGCCACCCAUUUUGUUUGUUCUCGAUGAUCGGACCGUUAAGGUGGAGGUACGACGGAUUGCUUUGGACACAGUUUAUCAAAUAGCUGAAACCAUUUGUAUUCGUGACCACGCACCAAGAAUAAUGCAAGUUUGGUUACGGGUUAUUUCUGUUCAUGCACUGCAGCAGAAUUUGCUGCUUUUAUUGGUGGUUAUUGUUCAACAAAUGUGGAGACAGUUUCUGGUUUUUCGUAAAAGUGUUGAUUAUGCUCUGGUUCGACAUGGCUUGCAUUGCGAUGAAUAUUUAAAGCUCACGGUACUACUCGAUGAGGGGAGCGCUGCAUCUCCCUCACAUUUUCCUGCUAUCAAGGUUCCGUCCAAUCAAGUAAAGCAGUUUAUUGCAUCUGCCCGUCAUGAAAAAGGACAACGAAUUAAUUUUGAUGUUUUGAAAAGGACUUGGACUACUGCGCAACUUGUAUCGAAGGAGGACUGGGACCAAUGGCUUGUUUUAUUGCGAAUUCAAUUUAUUCGGCAAAGCCCUUCUGCAGCUCUUCGUGCAUGUGCUCCUUUAGCCGAUGUACAUAUGCCACUCGCGAAAGACUUGUUCAAUGCAGCAUUCAUGUCAGUUUGGAUAGACUUGGACGAAAUGCAACAAAGAGACUUAGAAACAAAUCUUAAAUAUGCCCUUGAUUUCAGUAAUCAUACCGAUAUUACACAAACAAUAUUGAACCUUGCGGAAUUUAUGGAUCAUUCCGAAAAAGGGCCUUUACCAGUAGGUAGUGAAAGGUUGUGUAAAUGUGCUGAACAGACUCGAGCAUACGCCAAAGCGUUACGAUAUACGGAACUGAAUAUUCGCGAAGAAUUUAAUAGAGAUCCAGAUCCGGAACACUGUCGCUCUCUCAUUACUUAUGCAAACAAACUGAAUCUUCAAGAGGAAGCCGCUGGAAUUGUAGCGUUCGCUCGACAACAUAAUAUGGAAAUUGGAAGACAGGGUCGUUGGUACGAGAAGUUGAAUGAAUGGGAGAAGGCAUUGGAGAUAUAUAAUAAUGAAACAUGUAUUACUGAUGAGCUGUAUGAGCAUCAAAUGCGAUGUUUGGAAGCAUUAGGACAGUGGGAUGAAUUAAAUGACCUAGGUAAAAAAGCAUUCGCUGAAGUGGGCGCAACAACAAAUGCAAUUAGAAAGCAAAAUAUGGCAAUAAGUGCAGCACGAGGCAGUUGGGCAAUCGAAGACUGGGGAACAAUGGAUUAUUAUGUCAAACAGAUUAAUGAAAAUAAUCAAGAUGGAUCCUUCCUUCGAGCAGUGCUGGCUAUUCGAAAUGAGCAGUAUCGUGAUGCAAUGGCUUAUAUUGAAAAGGUGCGUGACAUGUGUGACACAGAAUUGACAGCGAUGGCAUCAGAAAGUUAUGAAAGAGCUUAUGGUGCAAUGAUUCUUGUACAGCAGCUAACCGAACUUGAGGAAGCCAUUGAAUACAAAAUGUGGCCCGAUCGAAGGAUUCGAAUUGCUGUUGUUUGGAGUCGACGUUUGCAAGGCUGCCGACCAAAUAUUGAACAGUGGCAGAGGCUGCUGCUGGUAAAAUCAUUAGUGCUUUCACGGAACGAGAUGCGCCCAUUAUGGAUUAAAUUUUCGUCGCUUUGUCGACAGUAUGGAAAGUUAUCAAUGUCACGUCGAAUUUUGGCAGAUUUGUUAGGACUAAAGCGGAAUGAAGAACUACACAAAAUAACGAAUUUGCCAAUGGAUAAGCCUUCAUUGGUGCUAGCAGUUUGUAAGCAAUAUUGGGCAGAAAAUCUGACUGAACUGGCUUGCAGUACAUUGGAACAGCUGACCAAUCGAUUCGAAGCCGAAAAGACAGAAAUCAAGAAAAAUUCGGAGAUGUCCCGGUUGGUGGCAAAAUGUUGUCUAAAACUUGGUGACUGGUAUGAUACUCUACCGCAGCCAACCAAAGAUGUGCAGGCCGUGAUUGUGAAUAUACAGCAGUCUUUAUCACCUGUUAACACUCCUCAACAAUCACCGGCAAGUGCAUCCAUUAUGAUAAAUGUACCACCAUUACUUCUAACCGAUGAUCAUACCCAAAUCUCUCCGCCUCCAGUAUUUGCACCAAGUUUACAUGCCAGCCCAUCACAACCGAUUUUGACACAAACAAUGAAAUUCUAUGAAAAUGCUACAGUUUACGAUCCAACUUGGUAUAAAGCGUGGCAUAAACUUGCAUCUGCUUACUUCAAUGCUGUUAUGUAUCAGACGCAGAAUUCGUUUUCACCAGCACCACCACCACCACCUUUUAUUGGUGCGAUGCCAAGUUCUCCCAAUUAUGGCCCUUUCGGCAGCAUUAUAGAUCAAGAAAUUUCAUCAGAUAUUCUUAUACCAGAAUUGUAUCCACCGCCAUCACCUUCUUCUUCAGUGAUUGUAAAUCCACCUUCUCCGGCACCUAAUCAAGCGAUGAUCUUCCUUGCAAAACAAUCUGUUUCAAGUUUCAUUAAAGCUAUUACUUUGGCCGAAGGAUCACGGCUAGAAGAUACAUUGCGAUUUCUGACCUUAUGGUUCAAACAUGGUGAUCAAGUGGAAGUUUUCGAGACUAUCCAAGAAUCAUUGAAAUUGCUGCCUGUUGAAAUGUGGCUUGAGGUUAUCCCGCAAUUGAUGGCACGUCUAGAUUCGAAACAAAAUGUUGCUCAGUUGAUUAAGCAAGUAGUCAUUGACUUGUCAAAAGUUCACCCUCAGUCAUUGGUUUACGCCCUUACAGUAGCUGCAAAAUCGGCAAAUUUACGACGUUCAACGGUCGCAACAGAGAUAUUGACAAUUAUGAGUGAUAGUCAACCAACACUUGUUGAGCAAGCAAAGCUUGUUAGUGACGAGCUGAUUCGUUGCGCCAUACUUUGGCAUGAACAAUGGCAUGAAGCACUAGACGAUGCAUCAAGGCUCUAUUUUCAGGACAAGAAUGUAAAAGCGAUGUUCGAGUUAUUGAAUCCAUUACAUGACAUGAUUGAUCGUGGUGCAACUACUCUGAAGGAACAGUCUUUCAAACAAACGUAUGAAAAUGAACUGAAGGAGGCUUGGAACGCUUGUCGUUGUUACUUACGUUCACAGAAUGCAAAAGAACUGAAUCAGGCAUGGGAUCUGUACUACAUGGUGUUUAGAAAGAUCUCAACUCAGCUUCGUCAGCUGACUUCACUGGAUUUAAAUUAUGUUUCCCCUAGGUUGGUGAAAGCUAGAGAUUUGGAGCUGUCAGUUCCUGGAACAUAUGAUCCAAGUGCUCCACUGGUUACUAUAUCCUCAAUAAACAACACUUUGCAAGUAAUUAAUUCAAAACAACGACCGAGAAAAGUAGUUAUGAAAGGAAGUGAUGGAAAGGAUUAUAUAUUCCUCCUGAAAGGUCAUGAGGAUCCUCGACAAGAUGAAAGAGUUAUGCAGCUCUUUGGUCUGGUUAACACUCUGCUCUUGCAUCAGGGUGAUACAUCUCGCCGAAAUCUGACUAUCCAACGCUAUUCAAUUAUCGCCUUGAAUCAAAAUAGCGGUUUGAUUGGCUGGGUUCCAAACUGUGAUACUUUGCAUUCGCUUAUUCGUGAUUAUCGAGAAAAAAAAGGAAUUUUGUUAUCAAUGGAGCACAAAAUUAUGCAAAGUUUCGCUAAUGAUUUAGAUCAGAUGACGCUGUUGCAGAAAGUUCAGGUAUUCCAACACGCACUUGAAAUGACGAGCGGAAAUGAUUUGCAACAAAUUUUGUGGCUUAAAUCUCCAAAUUCGGAAAUUUGGUUUGAUCGGCGUACCAAUUACACUCGCUCAAUGGCAUGUAUGUCAAUGGUGGGCUACAUUUUAGGGCUUGGGGACCGACAUCCGUCAAAUCUGAUGCUAGACCGCGUUAGCGGUAAAAUUGUCCACAUUGAUUUUGGAGAUUGUUUCGAAGUUGCAAUGACCAGAGAAAAGUUUCCAGAGAAAAUUCCGUUCCGAUUAACAAGAAUGCUCAUCCAGGCUAUGGAAGCUACAGGAAUUGAGGGUAAUUAUCGAAUAACUUGUGAGCGUGUUUUGCGGGUGCUUCGUUCAAAUAAGGAAAGCCUUCUUGCCGUACUUGAGGCGUUUGUGUAUGAUCCUCUUAUCAAUUGGAGAUUAAUGGAAGCUGGUGGAAGACGGCCGCCACCCGAAACGCUGCAAAAUGGUCAGACUGAUUCGAAAGCUGAAUCAUCACUAAAGCGUAUCAAGCAGAAGUUAUCAGGUCGUGACUUUAAUCCUAAUGUGGAAUUCAGUGUACCGGAGCAGGUUGGCCGACUCAUUGAUCAAGCAAUCUUAGCAGAAAAUUUGUGUCAGUGCUACAUCGGCUGGUGUCCAUUUUGGUAA